ACACACACACACACACACACAGGGGGGAGGGGAGGGGGGUGUCUCGCUCUUCCAGGAAGGAUUAUUAAGCAGCGACACGUGAAGCGAGCAGAAAAACAGACAAAAGAAGUUUUUCACAGCGACCAGCCGCCAUGGAGCCUCCGUGCACACAACUCACAUAAAGCGGAAAAGAAGCGGCUUUUCAAAAUAAAACAAAUAAACAAACAACUUCUCCUCCCGGAACCUCCGCCGGAGCUGCAGCUGUUCGGCUCUCUGCAACAAACCGGAUCAACACCGGAGACGGGAGAUCAUGUCCGGAUCCUCCCCGGCUUCGAACAAGCAGGAGAGGAGCUCUUUCAGUCCUUCCGCCAACACGCUGCCAAACUCCACUUCCUCCCCCGUCCAUGCUCCCGCCGCCAGGCCGGCCAGCCGAAUGGAGGAGGAGCCCGCCAGGCUGCCCGCGCACCUGCGUCUGCAGCCCGUCUGUUGGAGCCGGGACGACGUGGUCCAGUGGCUGCGGUGGGCCGAGAAGGAGUUCGCCCUGCGGCCCAUCACCAGCGGCACCUUCCAGAUGAACGGGAAGGCCCUGCUCCUCCUCACCAAGGAGGACUUCCGCUACAGGUCGCCUCACUCCGGGGAUGUCCUGUACGAGCUGCUGCAGCACAUACUGAAGCAGAGGAAGUCCAGCGUCUUCUGCACCUCGCCUUACUUCCCCGGGAACUCCUUCCACUCGCUGCCUGAAAGCACGGUGCAGCACCUGAAGCUGGAAGAGACGGUACGGCGGGCACCACGUGGUACAGAACCCCUCCCCCAACACGCCCCGACCAUAGAGCUGCGUCACAGUUCCCGCUCCCGCUCCCCGCACAACCCGACCCCGAGGCGGUCCCCCCCAGAGCAGAACCACCCUCGAGCCAACGAGGACCCYCUCCAGAGCUUCUCGCAGCUACCUGACAGCAACCACCACCUGCCGGAGGAAAUGUACCCGCUCUCUGUGUCGCCAGCGCCCCACAAUGGGCGCUGCAUCACACCCAAAGAGGCCCCCUGCCCGGGCAGCCCGGGGGUCCCGGAAGCCGGCCCUCCUCGCGUCAUCCAGCUCAUGCCCAGCGCCAUCAUGAACCCUUUGAUCCUCAGCCCGAACCGGAGCGGCGGGGGCGCCGGCUUGGACUUCCGGCACAGCCGCUGCGGCGGGCCCCCGCCUCAGGUGGCGCUGGAGAAYGGGCGCGAGGGGAAGCUCCACCUCCACCACCACCAGCUGGCUCAGCUGCAGCAGCAGGAGGAGCUCUACAGGAACCACGUCAUCAUGCCCGUCUCUCCUCCAGAGGAGCAGCAGAUGCCCAUCGGGCGUAUAGCAGACUGCAGGCUGCUGUGGGACUACGUCUACCAGCUCCUGUCGGACAGCAGGUACGAGAACUACAUCCGCUGGGAGGAUCCAGACAGCAAAGUCUUCCGCAUCAUGGACCCUAACGGCCUGGCCAGGCUCUGGGGSAACCACAAGAACAGAACCAACAUGACGUACGAGAAGAUGUCGCGAGCACUGAGACACUACUACAAACUGAACAUCAUCAGGAAGGAGCCGGGACAAAGACUCCUGUUCAGGUUCAUGAAAACCCCCGACGAGAUCAUGAACGGGCAGACGGAGCGGCUGGAACACUUGGAGUCGGACACAGACGAACAAAUCUACAUCAAAGAGGAGUGCUGAGGAGAACAGGAUUUACUUCCAGCCAACAGCCACUGAUGCCUUCAGACAUGUCGAAUCAGAACACCGGGACAUUCGGAUCGGAGCAAACGGCCUCUGAUCUGUUUUAACGUUGCCUUAGGAAGAUGUGCUCCUGAUAAAAACUCUGAUCUGUCUGACAGACACAACAGAACUUGAUCUCUUUAUAUUUCUGUGCUGCAGAAUCACUUUGUGCUCUGAUGAUUAAUUUGUUUUUUUAUUUUUUGCCUCCUCACGUGUGUUAAUGUUGGAUUGAUGCUGUUUGUAAAAAGAAAUUUGGGGUGUGUGUGCGACAGGACUGUUCACCGUGAAUAAAACACUUUUGAUCUAA
This is a messenger RNA of Austrofundulus limnaeus, 2024 nucleotides long. It is a transcript of the gene etv6, whose product is annotated as ETS variant transcription factor 6. Bases 290 to 1678 code for a protein of 462 amino acids. Gene Ontology annotation, molecular function: sequence-specific DNA binding; DNA-binding transcription factor activity, RNA polymerase II-specific. The record is from RefSeq and is a predicted model, not a curated record. Lineage: Eukaryota; Metazoa; Chordata; Actinopteri; Cyprinodontiformes; Rivulidae. Gene Ontology annotation, biological process: regulation of transcription by RNA polymerase II; cell differentiation. Gene Ontology annotation, cellular component: nucleus. The transcript is spliced from 8 exons.